UUGCGAGUUAGGUCGACGUUUAUACCAGGUUCCAUUCUGGACGGUGGAGAGAAUUCAUGUGAUGGAGCAGCUGAGGAGAUCGAUGCCGUCAACGACGAGACGUUUGGAGAGGACUUCGAGGCGUCGAUUAACAGUGAAUUGGAGGACUACGCCGCUCAGACAGCCUGUUUACGACUUGACGAUGGAGAGACAUGGGAAAAUCCGAGUUGUUCUAAGCCUCCUGCUCCUGAUGCUUCGAAUGUCCCGCUUCCUUAUUUUGAUAUUUUUGGGACACCAUCGUUUUCUAGCGUUGGAAGUGAGACAAUGUUGCAUAGUUUGGAACGUCAUCAAUUAACUCUUGCUACACCUAUUGGGGGAGUGUACAAUUCAAACGAUAUUCCUUCUAAUGCUGUAAACGCGACGGAUCUUGAGCGCCGAUUCAUUGAAGAAGCUGCUUCGGUCUCUGCAGCAGGAAAUCGGCGAUCGACACCAAGUAUUCAGCAGCCGCCUGCUGUUAUGCCUCCUGCUUACGGUGGAGUACCUCCGAUGCAGCUGCCACCAAUUUUACCACCUGUACAUCCAAUGAUGCUUCCACUUGUACCGGUAUGGCUCGAACAUCUUGCAGGACGUACUCGUUAUUUGCCCCCUGGGUGUCCACCUAUUCCACCUCUUCUUCGAUUGUUGUUUAACACUGUAAAGGACCCACUGAUCGUUAUGGAUAUGCUGAGGACAGCACCUGGUGGGUCAGUUCCUCCACCGUUUCCUCCACCUGCGAAAGGUUUCGAGAGGCGUACCCCGUACCAUCGAAAACCACCUGGUAUGCCUUCUGGUCGUACAAUAGAAGAUUUGGCAUUCGAUCAAUUUGCUGGUUAUAUGUCUUGCAAGGAGCGUGAAUGGCUAGUCAAAAUUCAGGUCCUGCAGUGUCAAGGGAAUGGUUUGCCGUGUGAUGAUGAUUAUUACUAUACCCACUGGCGUGAGAAACAAAUAGCUCGUAGUUCGAAGUCUAAACUAGUCAACAGCGCGCCAAAUAUGUCGACAGAGGAACCUAAAAGGGAGCACGAACUCCGUUUACGCCGAGUCAAUGGCUCUCGUACUCAGUUCGACAUUACAAAGGAACCAAAGGAGUUAGUCCCGCUGAAUGUUAAAUUUGCUGGUUCGCUUGGUUUGCCUUCCCGAUCAUCUGCUAGCAAUCCAAGACAUUUGAUAAGUGUAGAGCCAAGUGUAGAAAAUGCUGAUGAGGAUGCAGCACAACGUGUCGGAAAGCAACGAAAACUUCGAACUCUUCUUCUUCGACUCGAGUCUGCUUUGUCACUUCUUAUUGAAUGUGAAGAUAUACGGGUGCGAUUGAGAAAUUCUGGGCAAAAUAGCGAAAUCUCUCUGUCGAAAAUUUCGCAACGUAUUGACGUUAUAUUCAUGGAACUCAUGACAGAUGACUUUCUCAAGAUCUUGCAGAUCGGAAAAGGGCGUUCUGUUGUUGCACGUUCGCUUAGCGCUGGUACACCAAGUGACGUUAUUCGUAUUGUUUUGAAAUUGUUCUCCGUUAUGAGUUCAUGUCCUAAGAAGUGCUUGGAUGACAUCAGAUGUGACAUAAUUCCUUCUAUGUUCAAUGGUUUAAUGGGCUUGGAUAGAGAACAGUUGGUGACGCUGUCGUCUCAGUUAAAUUUUGCUUCCAUAAAAGAGAACAUAGAGGGAAAGAAUACCUUUUGUCGAGAUUCGUUGCUAACCACAUUGUUAGCAUGUGUCAAACAGAAGGCACUUUCUCAUAAUAUGGUGCACUGGCUGUGCUCUUCUUCAGGAGGUGUAGAUUUUGUUGAUGGCUGGUCUUCUCCAAUAUCUAAAUGGCGGAAACUACUACCUGGUAUGCAAGAUUCAGACGUUCAGGCUAGAAUGGCUGAAGCUAUUCGUGGAUUCUGGCAGAGUGUCGUUGAAACCAAGCGAGCUUAUCUAAAUCCGCAUGAGCAUUUUGGACGCGCCAAUAUAUGCAGAGCAACCUUUGCGAGCUAUUUUGGUAUUUAUCUUUUAUUCAAAUGGAACCAGAACAGAAAGGCAAAAAACCUACGAAAACAACAAGCCAUGGAACGUGUGAAUAUUCUCAACGAUGCACUAGAGCGUGUUCGGAAGUAG
Angiostrongylus costaricensis is the source of this 2103-nucleotide messenger RNA. The record is from the annotation of a GenBank genome assembly. NCBI's taxonomy places the organism in Eukaryota, Metazoa, Nematoda, Chromadorea, Rhabditida, Metastrongylidae.